AUGGCCAAGGAUCUAGAGACCUCUACUUUGAGCUCGUGGUCGCUGAUUGGGGCUCAGUACGAUGGCGACGGCAUCUUGCCCGUCAGCAACGCCGGAUCCGACUACAUGUCCUACACCAAACUUAACUACCCCGCCGCCUUCGCCUCGGAAGGCGAUCCGCUUAAGGGCGGUUUUCCUGGGGAUAUAGAUCCCUACGUACAUGGGGUCAAUGAUACCAUGUAUGUCGAUGAUGAGAGGGGUUACUUCUCUAUUGACCAUAUGGCAAGGUUCUCGGAGCUGGCGAUUGCGUUUGCGAUCGAACAGGCAGGUUGGGAUAAUUCCUGGCGACGAUUGGAGUAG
Pseudomassariella vexata is the source of this 339-nucleotide messenger RNA. RefSeq lists its product as uncharacterized. The coding region runs from base 1 to 339 and encodes 112 amino acids. The transcript is spliced from 3 exons. NCBI's taxonomy places the organism in Eukaryota, Fungi, Ascomycota, Sordariomycetes, Amphisphaeriales, Pseudomassariaceae. The record is from RefSeq and is a predicted model, not a curated record.